ACUGCCAGCCUGCCGGUCUGUUCAGCGCUGCUGUGGACCGCGAUUCCCGUACACAAGAGAUCCCCUCUUCCUAGCCUGGCCGCAGUCAGACAAAGCCCGGCACGAACGAGAUGCUGUUUACGCGAGGAACUGCUUUCAAGACUUAGUGAGUUGAUGGGGUGCUGCUUAGAUCAUGCCAAGCUGAUCUGAAACACUCCUUGUCUAGCAAGGCUAGCUGAACAAGUCGUGAAGCAGAUGAAGUCCUUGCUUAAGUGGGAUGAAAGAAGACAGUGUUUACAUGUGGCUCUGAUUAGACGAGGCUGCUGCCUAGGAUGAGGCCAUACUUCUCAAAGCACUUGGCAGUGGCUAGUGUCAUGAAACUGAGUCCACAGCAAGCUCCAUUAUAUGGCGAGUGUGUGCUGACAGUCCAGCUGUGUGAUGAUGAGUGCGGUGAGGAAGAGGAGGAGGUGGAGUUCUACCUGCUGUUUGCAGGCUCCACCCAGCGGCACCUGGCCAGCACCCUCCGGCUCAGCCAGGUCACCCUCCAGGCCAUCUGCCCAGCUCAUGACUCCUGUGAGGUGGUCCAGGUGACCUUGUGUUCCGCACGGCCGAGUGGCUCGGUGGAUGCCUUGGCUGAAGAAUGUUUCCAGUUUGUUCAGGACCUGGCCUGGGACAUGGCCCAGUUCCUGGUGAGCCGGGCCGGAGGCGGCGGCGGCAGCAGCAGCCAGGAGGGAGCCCUGCUACUGGACGAGUGUCAGAUCCCCGCGCAGGAGUGCGAGCGGCUGGACUCGAACCUGGCGCUGGCGCUGCGCCACCUCCAGCUGCCGCACGGCUGGAGCGUGCUGGACACAAAGAUAGGAGCGCACAUGGGCACGCAGCUGGACGCGCCUCGGAGCAUAGAGGACCAUCCGCACAUCAGCACAGGCCUGGACGGUGGGCAGCCAGAUACCCUCCUGCACUUUGCGGCCCGGCGUGGUCUCUGUCAGGUGGCCCUCUUUCUACUGGAGCAGCCGGGGGGCAGGGAGGCACUGAGACACCCCAACCAAAACGGACGGACCCCCACCCGCGAGGCCCAGAAAAACGGACAUGCUCAGCUGCAGAAGCUGCUCUCAGACCAAGAAGAGCUCUCAUCUGAGGCUCAGAAGGCUAAGGACUGCCACGUCUACCCAGGAGGCCGAGGGUGCUUGCGCCACCAUCCCGAACUCAGCACCUACACGCUGACCCACCGCGUACCCCCCGGCAACCCCCCACCCACCUUGCAGAAAGAGGUGCAGGAGUUUCAGAGGCUUAUCCGUCGCCAUAGAGAUGGAGAGGGUGAGACAGAGCUGCAGCAGCGGUUAGAGAAGCUGUAUCCUGCCACAGGAAACGACGACAGCAGACCUGGGAAGGGCCGACCCAACGGCUCGUCCCGCCGCACACCCAAGCGAAAGAGAGGCAAGAGGAACAACAACAGCAGCGUCGAGACCCAGAGAACCACAGACGCAUCGCCGGAGCAUCCAGGAACCGCAGACACCAAACCAGAGCCGACGGCAAACCAUGUCAGCGCGGCGGCCCGUCGCCUCUGUCCGAACGGGGAGCAAGCCGGGGAGCGUGCAGAGGAGGGAAGGAGGGCUGGACCUGCUGGAGAGCCAUCGGCCGACGUAGAGGAGGGCUGUGGGGCGGCUGCAUACGGCAGCAGGACAGGGAGGCAGGCGCCGCAGACGUGUGAUGACCGGACCAGCCCAGCAGAACAGAUAGAGGAAGCAGGGAGAGAAGAGCACACUGUUCCGGACACGUCUCCAGAGCCUGCGUCUCUCAGGCGGUCACCGCCGUCGCCACCACCACCGCCACCAUCACCAACAGCAGCAGCAGCACAGCAACCAAAACAGGAAGAGAGAAGUCAGGGGGAAGAAGAGAGUACAGCCGCAGACUUCACCAUGGGCAACGCGCAGACCCAAGAUCAGCAACAGCAACAGAAGCAGCAGCAGCAGCACAGAGGAGCAGGGGAAAUGACAGAGGGAGGGCGGGGGAACCAGGGUGGAGGAGUUCUGCUCGGUGACGCGGGCGAACCAGAAACGAGCGACACACUCAUGGCGCAGGAAACGGAGAUGGACUCAGCAGCCGCCACGCAGCCUUCCCUUCUCAUUCCCGCAGCGCUCAACAACGGCCACCAGGAAGACCGGAGCAUGUGGGGAGACACUUCCACAGGAGAGGACAUCAGCCACGGGUCUCACAGCGAAGGGCCAGAGGAAAAGGAAAUGGCCGUGGAGGAGAGGGCAGAGACAUGGCCAGACCUCGCUGACGCUCCUAGGGAGAGGGCAGCGAGGGGCUCGGAGACACCGCCAGCGGAAGACUCGACGGAGAGAGGGGAAGAGCUGACUCGUGCAGUUGAGGAGGGAGAGAUAGGGGAAGAGCUCGGCCACAGGGCUGGGCAGAGGAGCGAGAGAGGGGAAGAGCUCAGCGAGGAGGAGACUGAGAACGGCACGCAGUGUCACGCCACCGGGUCUCCCAGCAGGCAACAGGAAACAGACUGGACCGCCAGCCUCAGCGAAGAGCACAGCCUCAGCGAAGAUCACACUCUCAGCACCGAGCCCUCGCCUGAGACGGCAAGCACACACACACACUCGCAUGCCAUCAGCGACCAAGGACACCCGCUCAGUGAUGACAACAGCACGCACACAAACACGGACAGCAGCCUCAAAGAGAUGUGUUCUACUCAAGUUGAGGAGCAGCUGGAUCUGACAGUCAGUCUUAGACCUGGUAUGGCUCCUGGACCCGGCCACCUGCCAGAACCGGGUGGUACCAGCUGGGCUCCAGCGUCCUCAGAGGCUUGUGGGUAUGGACAGGAGCUGUCAUACGCCGCAGUAGUGAAACGGUCCUUGACAUCUGAUCAAGAGCAGACUGAAGAGGAGGUGGAGGAGGAGGUUGAGGAGAGAAAACAACAGGGCAACAGUGAGGAGGAAAAGUCCACAGUUCCUGAGGAAUCCCCCCUCCUACCUGCACCCUCGGGAGAGGUUACCACUGUCCCCCAACCAGAACCAGGGGACCACAUAGAGCAGGACACACACGACACACAGGCAGGUGUUGAAUCUUUCACAGACUCUGAGCCACACACACCAGCAGGUGCUGAACUCACACACGUAGAGCCGGACAACACGGCAGGUACUGAGUCAACGUCACACACUGCUCCUGAGACAGAGACAGAGCAGAGAGCAGAAGGAGGGAAGGUAGACAGAGAGGAACAGACGACAGUAAUGAUCCCAGGGGGAACUAAUUCCGAAACACAAAGCGUGCAGAGUGAGGGAACGGUUCCUGAAAACCACACAGUACAGAGUGAGGGAACGGUUCCUGAAACGUUCACUGCUCAGAGCGAAGGGACUAGUUCUUUGAUGGACACAACACAGAGCGAAGGAGCCCAUCUUCACACUCAAACGGUGCAGACUGAAGAGGCUGUUCUUGAAAUGCACACAGCGCAGAGUGAAGGGAAUAAUUCUUUGGCAGACCCAAUGCAAAAAGUAGAAAGAGCUGCAGCCUUACCAAGCAAAGAAGAAGAAGAAGAAGAAGAAGAAGAAGAAGAAGAAGAAGAAGAAGAAGAAGAAGAAGGUACUGAAGCCCCUCAGGCACACACUGACUUGACUCAGGAUGCUGAUUCGAGAGCUGAGGUGUCCAGUGAGCCACUUUCUGUUCCUCUGUGGGAAGGACCUGAUUCACUUACUGAGUCACAGGCAGACGCACAGAGUCCAGAGGAGGAGAUGGAGGGAGACGGACAAGAGUCAGCUGGGGAUACGGAGCACCAGAGGUCACCCGGGUUCGGAGAGGGCCCACAGGGAUCUGAAGAGGAUGGUCAGCCGACCAGGUCAACGGGAGGUUCCGAUAAGGGAUGUGUUCAGGUCGCCGUGGUGACCGCUUUAGAGAGAGCCAGUGAGGGUGCCGAGUCACCUGAUCGGAGUGCGAAGGGAAUUGAAGAUUCUGAAGGAGAGGAUGUGUGUAGUGAGACAAUCGCACGCACGCUUGCUGCAGACCUGCUGUCUGAGCCUCCCACAGAGACCUCCAGCAGCAUCAAGGGACCUGCGGUAGAGCCUUGCCCAGAGGAGCUCACCACCGCUGGGGAUGCGCACACGGUGGCCUCCUGCCUCACAGAUUCAGAGAGAGGGGUUGAUGACGCCUGCACAAACACAGACCUAAAUGAGACAGACACUCACACGGACACAAAACAAAGCAAGGUUGAGACUUGCGUGCACAUAACUCAAAGCCAGACAGAGACUGACACACACACAAUCCUAAAUGAGAUGGAAUGUCUCACACACGCAUCCCAAAGUGAAACAGAGACUCACACACACACAAAUGUAAACGAGACGGAGGUUUGUGCACAUAUGACCCAAAGUGGUACAGACACUCACACACACUUGGUCUUUCAGGAGAUAUUGGCAAACACACACACAUGCCAAAGUGAUCCACAGGUGUACACACAGCUGAACCCGAGUGGAUUAGAACCAGCUGCAGAUGCCGCUGGCCCACACAGAGAGGCCCAAACAGGCUCAUCUAUUCUACCCAACUGCUCUGUGAAUGUGGACUUGGGGUACGGCCCAGGUUUGCAGUCUGAUGCCACUGUCAAGGUGUGCCCUUACUCCUCCCAGGAAGUCAUCGAGGAGUGGGACACGCACCUGAGGUUGCAGUGUGAGCUGGAGACGCACACACAACUGGAGAGAGACACACUCCCAGAGACAGGAGCACACCUGGAGACACACUCCACACCAGGUGCAGAUGUCGUGGACACUGGAUUAGUGAACACUUUGGAUGGAAGUGAGGAACCCACACCGAUGACCAUCACAGAUGAGAUCCACAGGCAGGCAGAGGUGUUUUAUGCAGUGGACUCCUGUCCAGAAACUGACUCACAGAAGAGCAAUAAGGAAUGUUUUGAUGUUUCCAUGUUUCCAGCCACAGAGAAGGUCUCUGUGGAGUCAGAUGUCCAGACACACUCACUGGCAGAAGGGGACAAGGAUGUGGACACUGUGUCUAAGGCUGAAGUGUUGGCUCCUGCUGUGGACGGUACCAGUGAGGUUCCCCUGACCCCUCCCUCCAAAGAGGAGGCCCCCAGCACCCACCCCUCCGACCCCUCUGAUGCCCGAGCCAGCUGGAGCUCGACCGAGUCGUGGCAGGCACUGGGCGCGGCUCCCGCGGAGGUGGAGGAGUCGGAGCGAAAGGACCGCGUGACGGAGGUGCCCGCCCGGUCUGCCCUGCUCCGCCCUGCCAUGCGCCCGCUCUCGCCCUUCCGCCGGCACAGCUGGGGGCCAGGAAAAGGGCCCGCAUCCGAGGCAGAGCCUAACACGUGCAGCCCCUCUGUUCGCAGUCCUGGUGGAGGCAAGACUACAAAGACCACGGGCCACAGAAGAAGUGUGAGCUGGUGUCCCUCAGAUAUCCUCCGUCCUGCCCUAGAAGAGAUCGGAAACAGGAGCUCCAGUUUAGAGGGUCUGUCUGCGGAACAGGAGGAAAGUGCAGCUCCGGCCGUAGGUGUAGUGUCGGAGACGGGCCGUUGCCGGGAUAUAGUGCGGGGGGAGAGAGGACGCUCGCUGGUCUCUCUGACAGAAGAGGAGCAGGAGACAGACAUGGUAGACUGCAGCAGUCUGGAAAUCAAGAAGUCAGUCGGACUCCUCAGAAACCUGAACCGACCUCCUCCACACACGCUUACCAAGUCUCGCUCCAUGGUAGCCAUCAGUCCCAAAGAUUUCGAUGCGAUGGGACGAGUGCAACCAAAGAGACGAAUCUCCUUCUCCUUCAGCAUCUCUCCGCUCCUCCCCAAAUCUAAAACCCACUUUUCUAUUGGCUCUUCAUCCAGCGAUGAGGAGGAGGCAGUCAGUCUGGCGUCUUACAGCAGCGCGUCCGGAUCACUGGAGUACAGCAUCUCAGAGGAGGACCCAGGCCCCCUGAGGAGUGACGGUGAGGGGAGGCCGGGCACCAAGGUCAGUCGGACGUUCAGCUACCUCAAGAGCAAGAUGAGCAAGAAAAACAAGGAGAAGGACAAAGAAAAGGAGCGGCUUCGAGAGAGAGAGAAAGAUGCCAAAGAAAAGGAGAAGGCUUCCUCAAACGGGCACGUCUUCAGUGCCAUCACCAAUGCCCCCUCCACUCCAUGCCAGCACUGCAGCAAGCCCCUCAACACUAAAGAGGCCUUAAUCUGCAACAAUUGCAGUACACACGUUCACAAAGGCUGUCGAGAGAACCUGCCUGUGUGUGCCAAGGUCAAAAUGAAGCAGCUGAUGGCCCCGCCUGACUCUGCUCUACUGCAUGGGGUCACCAUGAGAAACAAAACAGUAGCAUCGCUGUCUCGGGACCGUCCAAAGUCGACCUUCACCAUACCUGAUGAUCAGACUCCAGCCAAUCCCCCACGGAAAAGCCCGAGCAGCAUCAUGUCCUUCAGUGGACACAUCCCACUGUCCAAGAGCGUGUCUAUUUCCAACAUCGCUGGCCCUGUCCAUGAUGACAUGCCUUUGAGGAGGUUUCUCUCCCAGUCCACUGACUCCCUGCACAAGACCAGCAAGGUCAACGAGUCCACUGAGUCCCUGACGGAUGAGGGAACAGAGACGGACAGUCACCUGCUGUGUGAGUUUGAGGCUGACAUGCGGGAGCUAGAGGCUGACUCAUGGAGUGCAACAGUGGACAAGAAGCAGCUGAAGCAGAUCAAGAAGGACGUGGUGAAGAGACAGGACGUCAUCUACGAGCUGAUGCAGACGGAGUUUCACCAGGUGCGGACGCUGCGCAUCAUGGCCGAGGUGUACUACAAGGGGCUGUCGCGGGAGCUGCAGGUGGAGGGCGCCGCGCUGGAGCGGCUCUUCCCCUGCCUGGACGAGCUUGCCGAUCUGCACACGCACCUGCUGAGCUCUCUGAUGGAGCGCCGCAGCCAGACGCCGCUCACGCGGGACGCCACCGCAGCAGACAGAGGCUUUCUGGUGCACAGGAUCGGAGACGUGCUGGUCUCUCAGUUCUCUGGUUCCCAUGGAGAGCAUAUGAAGAAGGUCUACGGGAGGUUCUGCAGUCGCCACAACGAGGCCGUAAACUAUUACAAAGAGCUCCACGCCAAAGACAAGCGAUUCCAGGCAUUCAUUAAGAAAAAGAUGAGCAGUGCGAUUGUUCGGAGGCUGAGCAUUCCAGAGUGUAUCUUACUGGUCACGCAGCGCAUCACCAAAUACCCUGUGCUCAUCCAGAGAAUACUGCAGCACACAAAAGAUGGAGACGAGGAGCAUGAGGAGGUAUCCCGUGCACUGCGCUUGGUGAAGGAGGUGAUCACGGCCGUGGACAACCGCGUACACGACUACGAGAAGAAGCGGCGGCUAAAGGACGUGCAUAGCCGCACCGACAGCAAGUCGAUCAUGUGUAUGAAGAGCGGCCAGAUGUUCGCCCGUGAGGACCUGAUGAGGGGCCGCCGGCUGCACCACGACGGACCGCUGCAGCUCAAGACCUCCGCCGGCAGGUUCAAAGAUGUUCAGGCCCUGCUGCUGUCCGACGUGCUUGUGUUCCUGCAAGAGAAAGAUCAAAAAUACGUCUUCGCCUCACUGGACCAACGUUCGACAGUGAUCUCCCUGCAUAAGCUGAUUGUGCGUGAGGUGGCCAAUGAGGAGAAGGCCUUGUUCCUGAUCACGGCCGGCUCGCUGCCUGAGAUGGUGGAGGUGUACGCCAGCUCAAAGGACGAGCGCAAAUCCUGGACACAGCUCAUCCAGAACGCCAUGCAGAACAUAGAGAAGGAUGAGGAUGAAGGGAUCCCCAGUGAGAGCGAGGAGGAUAAACGUCUGCAGGAGAGCAAAGCCAAAGAGAUGAGAGACCUCCUGCACCAUAAGGAUGAGCAGAUCCUGGGUUUGCUGGAGGACAAGGUGAAGCUGUUCCGGGAGCUGUGCGACUGCGCCACGCCCGACGACCUCAUCCAAACCCUCCGUGGACGCAUGAUGUUCCGUGCCACGCCCCGUGAUGUCACAAAGGGCGAGCCGAUCAUGAAGGACGCUCUAAAAGAAGUGGAGACCCUUCAGGAACUGGUGAACAGGAGUGUUGGCGGCGCAGUGGGUCAUCAGAUGUCAUCCUGUCAGGGUCCACCAGGGGGCAGUGUGGGGCCAGUUUGCCUCCCCCGGCGCGCUGAGACCUUUGGAGGUUUUGACAGCCAUCAGAUGAACAUCUCCAAAAAUGGAGAGAAAGAUGAGGGUGAGGACCUGCGAAGAACGGAGUCAGAUAGUGUGCUGAAGAAGGGAGGCAAUGCGAAUCCUCUGCUCCUCAAGAGGAAUAGUGAGCAGGUGCUCAACAGCGUCUCCCACCUGAAUGAUCUGCUUCUGUCCCUUCAGGCUGUGGUCGUACAGCAGGACUCUUUCAUCGAGGACCAGCGCCAGGCCCUGACCCAGCGCUCCUCUUCCUUCUCCUCUUCCUCGUCCGUCUGUUCCUCCGCCUCCUUCCGGCCGACCGUUAGCCUCGGCCCCCCAACCCCCACCACCAGCAGCAGCGCCGGCGUGGCGGAGGUCGGCGUGAGCGCCAGCGCGCUGGCCGAGCAGGAGCGUGCGCUGGCCGAGGAGCGGCGGCGAUGGCAGUGGCAGGUGGAGGAGCGGGAGCGCGGGCUGGCAGAGCGGGAGCAGCGGGCUCGACGGCAGGAGGAGGAGGCGGCCACCGGCGGGCGGCAGCUGGAGCAGGAGACGCGGCAGCUCCGGGAGCGGGAGGAAGAGCUCCAGAGGAGCCUCCAGCUGCUCCGGGACCAGGAGGAGGAGGUGCAGAGGGAGAGGGAGAAGCUGAGAGACGCACAGGCGUGCCUGGAGCGGGACCGCGAGCAGCUGCUGCAACACACACAGGACCAGUUGUGUCGGCCGCACAGGACCCCCUCCACCACCUCGGAGGACUCCAUGAAGUUCCAAAGCUCCGGCUCGUUGGACAGGAUCCACGGCGUCGACGGUGACCUCUCCUGCUACUCCACAUCCCCAGCCACUGCCAGUGCGGCCAAGGACCUGAUGUCCAGGAUGGACUCGAAGAAGCGGAAAGGGAAGAACCUGAACCCCUUCUCCUCCUCCUCGUCCUCCACCUCCAGCGCCCCAGCCCCCCAGAUGCCCAGCCGCCUGCUACAGCUCACCAAGCCCAAAGACAAGAAGGACAAGAAGAAGAAGAAGGGCAAAGGUCAGCCCACAGACACUCCUAGCACUGAAGCCCCAGACGCCCCUGCGUAUGGAGAGGUUUUCUUCUGUUGAAGUAAUCUCCUCUCAUCCAUUUCCUCGAAUGUCCCACAACCCCCCUCUCUCAGGAUCAGCCCUGCAAGCCCCACACGAUUGCACCUAACUGUCUGGGAUUCCGGUUGUGUCCUGCCAAGGGAUUCCCGCAUUUAUUAGUGCACUGAACUCAAGACAACCAAACGCACACACACACACACACACACACACACACACACACACACACACACACACACACACACACACACACACAUAUGUACACACACUCACAGGUGCAGCCUGACACCCACUCUGGAUCCUUUUAGAGUGGACUGCUGAAGAGUGUGUGGAGAUGGUUGCUUUGAUUUGCAUUGGAUUGGAUUGGAGUUGACGGUGUGCUGCUGUCCGUAUUGGAAGGACCGGAGAGAAGCGUCUGUCAUGGGAUCUUCAUCACGAGGAAGAGGAUAGAGAACAGAUGAAGAUGACACAAGGUCCGUCUGUCUCGAGACGAAGGAAAAUAGCAUCAUAGAUCCUCCCCUGUGACCCUUGCCUCUCAUGGCUGCCAUGUUGCUUUUUGUGUUGGUCCCUCUAAGAGUGAUUAGAGGUCUCAGAGGACAUGAAGGCCUAAUUAGUCUCAUUAGUGUCCCUAAGACAGACGGGGGGACAGUGUCUGCUGGGGACACCUGCCUGUCCCUGUAGGGCUUCUGUGUGUGUGGAUGCACAUUGCGGUUUUAACUCCACGGUUUUAGAUCCUCGCGUUUUUGCUUGGGAUGGAUGAGAAACCUGAGGAAUGCGAUGGAGAAAUGGGCCACAAGGAGGCCAAAAACACAGGCGCAAGCACACACACACACACACACACACACACACACACACACACACACACACACACACACACACACACACACACACACACACACAGAUGAGACAGAAACGGACAUGUAGACAAGCUAAAUGAAAGAUGUGAUAGUUGCCAACCUAUGAAUGAAGAGGUUGUAAA
Molecule: messenger RNA, 10119 nt
Organism: Clupea harengus (Atlantic herring)
Lineage: Eukaryota; Metazoa; Chordata; Actinopteri; Clupeiformes; Clupeidae
Gene: akap13b
Product: A-kinase anchoring protein 13b
Biological process (GO): regulation of Rho protein signal transduction; positive regulation of canonical NF-kappaB signal transduction; adrenergic receptor signaling pathway
Cellular component (GO): actin cytoskeleton; membrane
Molecular function (GO): MAP kinase scaffold activity; guanyl-nucleotide exchange factor activity
Source: RefSeq, a predicted model, not a curated record